This is a messenger RNA of Peniophora sp. CBMAI 1063, 351 nucleotides long. NCBI's taxonomy places the organism in Eukaryota, Fungi, Basidiomycota, Agaricomycetes, Russulales, Peniophoraceae. The record is from the annotation of a GenBank genome assembly.
AUGCCCACUCUACGAUCUAGCGGGACCCUCGUCGCGCGUUGCCAGGUUGUCGAUGACCGGAAUUCUUUGGGGCAAUGUUCAAGGACUGUUGCUGCGCGCGCACUGGAGGCUGAAGCGCUUGCCUCACAAACUUUCAUAAGCUCAUCUCGGGCAGUCUUUCCGCUUCGGCGCUCAUCAUCACCGUCGCAGGGCGUCGUCUCGCCUAUCUACCCUUAUCUACCGUAUAUCAUCCUCCCGAGGUUCUCUACCCUCGCGUCGUCUACCCGCCAGCACAGCUCCUGCUACCGAAAGCUGAACCUCAGCCAGGCCCAAAUUCAAGCGCGAAGGAUCGCCCAAUCCCCCCUAUACUGA